Messenger RNA from Synchiropus splendidus (mandarinfish), 4974 nucleotides. RefSeq names its product spermatogenesis associated 13 (gene spata13). The record is from RefSeq and is a predicted model, not a curated record. Gene Ontology annotation, cellular component: cytoplasm. Gene Ontology annotation, molecular function: guanyl-nucleotide exchange factor activity; protein binding. Gene Ontology annotation, biological process: lamellipodium assembly; filopodium assembly. The transcript is spliced from 14 exons. Bases 386 to 4123 code for a protein of 1245 amino acids. Lineage: Eukaryota; Metazoa; Chordata; Actinopteri; Syngnathiformes; Callionymidae.
AGAAGCGCUUCAAGUGGAAUAUCCGCGACUCCACGAGCGUUUCUUUCCAUUUCAUACGACUAAACUCUGUAAUGCGCCUUUAUUUAAAGCGACUGUCGCCCGACAAGUUUGACCGGUUAGUGGCACCGAGCUGAUAACAUUGCGCAAGUUAGAAGUUUAUCAGCAAGUGGCGUGAGCUAGUGGCUAAGCUAGCCAGUUAAACAGUACGGAUUCUGUUUUGAUUUUGCGUGGUACAUAUCGUUUUCCAAGUGUAUUCUGAUUCGACAUGAGUGUGCGAAGGAGUGCGGAGCCGCGGACGGUGAGAUAUCGGAGUGUGCCAGACGACUUCAUUGUGGCUGAACCACACCAACAGCUGCUGGCUUGAUGAGAAAGAACGGACGCCACUAUGAGCUGGGUUGAUGUUAAGGAGAGAGCGCCAUCCACGUGUGCAAACUCCCAUUCUUUCCAGCACAGCAAAGUUGAACCAUUGAUUCGGAGUCGACCCCUGAGUGAUGUUUAUCCUUUCCAGACUCACGUUGACAGAAGUGUUCCAUUCGUUCUAUCGGGAUGUGGUGGGCAGGUUCAACCAAUGACCUCGCGGGCUUUUGCCGAUGAGAACCAUCACAAUGGCAUCAACUCUUCGGCCUGGUCCAAUCCAGUGAUCAUGCAGGCUGAAGGGAAAACCUCAAGAAUUAUGAGUCUUUUCUCGACCUCACGGAAAGCCCCUGAUCCUGGUCAAUGUUCAGGUGCAGACAGUCCUAUCACAGUCAACGUUACUGAUGGCAGCAGCGUCCCACAGUCAUGGGCUGGACUCCCAGGACUGGGGGUCAUGGACUCCUUUAAAAAGUUGAGGUCGACUGUCCUGCAAGGGAUUCAGAGUCGGGCAGUUAACUGUGAAGAGAAGCAUUCGUCUCACCAGGAAGCUACUAAUACACACUCGAUACUGGAUAAGACGACAAAUCAUUCAAAUGGUUUGGAAAACUUCAGUAUGUCACGUGGACGCUUGACGUCUGAAAUCAUACAAAGUGACAUUGAUUUGGAGGACUAUGAGGAUUACGACGAGAGUGAUGACGAUGGACUGCAGAGGAAUUCUCGCUUUUCCAGGAGCAUAAGAAGAGCAUAUGGAGCAGGACGCAUCUCUUUACUGGACAUGGAAAAUGGGAGACGGACAGGAAGCUGUCAGGAAAAGGCUUGUGAUGGUCAGAAACUGGAGCAAAGUUCGAAGGAAUGUGAGCAAACUGAGAGCAUGGGCGCAAAUGCCACGGUGCUGAGCAGACUCAGUAAAAGCGCGGAAAACCUUCAUUUAUUUAAAGCACCUUUCAAACGUAGAGCGCCAUCGCCAGGUUCCCCAUCGCCAACAGCAGACUGUGACAUCAACCCAUCAAAUGGGACAACAAGCAUCCACAGGACGUCCAGCGCCUCUUCGGCAGACUUGCGUGGCCACAGUCGCCGGAAAGGUCCGGUCAAACCUAAGGGACAAAUGCCCAAACUGGUGAACAGCAUGACGGACUUGACCGUCCGGCGGAGGCAAAGUCCCUCACCCAGUCCAACCACACCGUCUCCAAUGUCACCCUUGUGUCGUCUCCAUGACGACUAUUCCAGACGAGUGCCUUGCCUAACAACGAGUGAGCGACAGCGCCGCCCAUCCCCGGUCAGAGCCCGGCUCAUGUCUGUGGAACACAGGCCGCUGGUUCAUACGCAGCCUGACGUCACACAGCAGCAACAAGAGGCAGCAGGACCAAGUUCUUCUGCUGCUGCUGCUGCUGCUCUCUCUGAAUCGCUGGGUCUCACCUCAUGUGGUUCUGAACAGACAAUGCAGAAGGAUGCAGCACCAUACCACAAACCACAACCGUCUUCUCAAAGCCAAGAUCAGGCAGAUAAUCCACAGUCAUGCGAGGUGACACCGUAUCAGAAGGGACAUGAACCACUACUGCAAGCUGAACUCUCUCAGUCGAGCAGCAGCAGCACCCCACCUACUUCACCAGUGAGCCCCGCCGAGUCACCUGCGUCACCCUCGGAUGCAUCCGCAGAAUCGUCUGUGAAGCCCAGACGUCGGAAUGGACGCCCCAGACCCCGGCCCAUCUCUGACUAUGGUCAACUCUCCUCGCGGAAGCAGCCGAUUCCAGAGGAAGUGGCGGUCCUGCACUCUGAGGACAGGACAGCUGAAGUGUGUUUGCUCAAGGACUGCGUCGAUUCUGACAGAUGUGUGAGUGGGGGCAGCCCUGAGAACGGCAGCAUCAAUGGAAAUAUCCACAACAGGAAGCAGCGGCCAAACUCCGUGAUGGGAGUUGUGGAUUUACUUUCUGCUGAUUCUGAGGAAAAGGAGGGCCGCCUUCCUUCACCAUUGUCUCGCCCGCCCAUCCCCUCCCACCAAGUGCCCCCCUACAAAGGAGUGUCUGCGCGGUUUCGUCCUUCUACUCUCUCCCAGAGCACCCCCAUUGGACUGGACCGUGUCGGAAGGCGAAGGCUCCACAGAGUUCUCAGUGAUGGUGUGCCUGAGUGUUCAGGAACCCUGGACGACAGCGUCAGCGAGGAGGAGGAGGGCAGCUUUGAUGAGCUCCCUGAUGUCACACCCUACCUGGAGCCGGGGGUGGAGCUAUCCGUCCUCAUCGAGGGGAUAAACUCGGGCCACGCCGUCUACGCCGAGGCUCUCUGGGACCAUGUGACCAUGGAGGAGCAGGAGCUGGCCUUCAAGGUGGGCGAUGUUGUCAGAGUCCUGGAUGCCCCACAUAAAGACUGGUGGUGGGGCAGAGGGGCUGAGAGGGAGGGAUGGUUCCCCUCCAGCUUUGUCAGGGUGCGAGUAAACCAGGGCGAUUCCAGUGCAGGUAGCGUGGAGAGUGUCACUGAUCAGGAGGAUCCAACUCCCAGAGACCCACACAGCAGCCAGCACAGGGAGCAGAUGAGAACAAAUGUGGUUCAAGAAAUAAUGAACACAGAACGGAUCUACAUCAAACACCUGAAAGACAUCUGUGACGGAUACAUCCGUCAGUGUCGUAAGCACCCCGACAUGUUCACUGAGCACCAGUUGAACACCAUCUUCAGCAACAUCGAGGACAUCUAUAAGUUUCAGAGACAGUUCCUUCGAGACCUGGACAAAAAGUACAACAAAGACCAACCUCACCUCAGUGAAAUCGGCGCUUGCUUCCUAAUGCAGGGAGAGGGGUUUUCUAUCUACUCUGACUACUGUAACACCCACCCUGCAGCGUGUGCCGAGCUGCAGCGCCUCAUGAAGUCAGGCCGGUACAAACAUUUCUUUGAGGCCUGUCGGCUGCUUCAACAGAUGAUCGACAUUUCUAUCGCGGGGUUCCUGCUCACACCAGUCCAAAAGAUCUGUAAAUACCCCCUGCAGCUGGGGGAGCUGCUUAAAUACACCCCAAAAGAUCACAGUGACUACAGUGGGGUGAGUGAGGCUUACAAUGCAAUGAAAAAUGUUGCCAGUCUCAUAAAUGAGAGGAAGAGACGGCUGGAGAGUGUUGAUGCCAUCGCUCACUGGCAGGUUGCCAUUCUUCACUGGGAGGGUUCUGAUGUUCUGGACCGCAGCUCCGAGCUGAUCCACUCCGGUGAGAUGACCCGACUCGUCCGCCAAGGAAAAAUGCAGCAGCGCAGCUUCUUCCUGUUCGACCACCAGCUGGUCUUCUGCAAAAAAGAUGUCUUGCGCAGAGACCUGCUGCACUACCGCGGGAGGUUAGACAUGGACCAGGUGGAAGUGCUGGACCUGCCUGAUGGACGGAACACAGAACUGGGGCUGAUGCUGAGGAAUGCCAUACGCCUGCGCAACGCUUCCACGCUGGAGUUUGUGUGUGUCCUGUGCUGCAGGAAAGUGCAGGACAAGCAGCGCUGGUUAGAGGCCUUCGCCAAAGAGAGGAACAGAGUCAAGGAGGACCAAGAGAUGGGGAUCGAGAUCAGCGAGGAGCAGCGGAAACAGGCACUUCUGAAUGCAAGAAAAGCAAAAAAGGGAAAGAUGAAGGCGAUCGGAUACUCUGGUUCCGUCCCGCUUCAAAACCUUCACCCACUUCACCAGCGACACGUGACCAUUCCAACCAGCGUGCCUCAGCAACAAGUCUUUUCCCUGGCUGAGCCCCCAAAACGAAAGCCUUACAACCUCUUGUACAGCAUCACCCGAAACGCCUUGUUCCGAAAAUGACUAGCCUCCCCUCUGUGCUCUGGGUGCUGCGUGCACUGAACAUUCUGAUGUGUGUGCCUCGCGUCUGUUUUUGUCUCGAUGAAGUCCAGUGCCUUUAUUGUGAAAGGUACCUUACAAAGUGUUAAAAUACCAACCCACGAUGCUGCUCUCGCUAGAGAACUUCCUGAAUUAUUCCAGCUGCAAUAUUUAUGCCUCCUUUUUUUCUUUUGACGUUGACAAAUGAUUUUUAUUUUGAUUGACAAAGGCUGGAUCCAUUCUGUUUUUUGUUUUGUUUUUUUGUGUGUUUUGUUUUAGCUGUGCUACAAGUCUGUCUACUCUGAGCGACUCAGCCAGAGAAUUAUUGGCACCUUCACCCACUUUACAGUGUAAAUAAAACUCUUGUGCAAAGAAACUGUUUUUCUAAGUAGAUUUUUUUUUCUUAAACGGACGAAGCUGGAGUGGAACAUGAAGUGGCCAUCGACGUUAAUGAAUGAAACAUUAGCUAUAGGACUCUUCUGCUGUCGUGGGAUCCUGUUUCAGAGCGCAGGUGGACGUGGACCCGAGGAGACUCCACGACCCGUCUGGGUCAUUCGGAAGCUGCCUUUUUCCCCCUGUGAAGGAGCUGGUGAUGGAAUCUGUCAAACAAAAAUCCCAAAUGAGAUGAUACAGGCUGAAAGGGAUGUCUGUGUCAUGGGCACCGAGAGUGAGGCGGUUGAAAAGAGGCCUGAGGAGGACGCAGGUCAACAUGAUGCUGCCAGUAUCGCAGAGGUGUCAGUGGAGGUCUCCACCGUGGACCACACUCUGGAGAAGCUCCGCAGGAAGUACCGAAGGUGCAGACGGAAGCCUUCCAGGACGAAGGAGUUGUGGACCCG